Lodderomyces orthopsilosis Co 90-125 is the source of this 588-nucleotide messenger RNA. It is a transcript of the gene NUO2, whose product is annotated as Nuo2p. The record is from RefSeq and is a predicted model, not a curated record. The coding region runs from base 1 to 588 and encodes 195 amino acids. NCBI's taxonomy places the organism in Eukaryota, Fungi, Ascomycota, Pichiomycetes, Serinales, Debaryomycetaceae. The transcript has a single exon.
AUGUCAGGAGGGCCAGUACCAGUAUGGAAGAAAUACACUAGUAGACCAAGAGGAAUAUGGGAGAAAUUGAGAGAAUUCUUGGUAUUAGCUCCAAACAGGUCAUCAGGAAAUAUGUUUGUUCCAUUAUAUAGAAACCCACCACCAGGUUCAAGAAUAGCAGAAGCUAAAGCUUACAAAGAUCCAGUAACAAUCCCAGCUGGUGACAUAAAGGGAAAUCCAUAUUUCAAACGAGAUUUCAGAAGAAAUUAUCCCCAAGUACAUGGUUUCAACCAAACUAAAUUAUCAGGAUUAUUGCAAUUGGGUAAUAGUGAGCAUCCAAGAAUAUCCGUUGGUGAAAAGGGAACUAAAGAGUUGAGUACUUUCGAAGGAGGAAAUGUAGUUAAUUUGACUUCAACUUUGAGUAAAUUGCCAGAAAAUGUCAUCAAGGGGGAAAUAUUGGGAAAACAAGGUGAACCUAUUGUAGCACCAAGUUUAAAUAAAUUCAAAUGGGAAAUAUUACCAGAGAGUGUUCAUGGAAUGUAUACUGAGGAAUAUCCAUGUCGUAUAUUCACUGAUACAAAGGUUAAGACUGUUUCAUCAUCAGCUUGA